This is a messenger RNA of Fraxinus pennsylvanica, 780 nucleotides long. Lineage: Eukaryota; Viridiplantae; Streptophyta; Magnoliopsida; Lamiales; Oleaceae. The record is from the annotation of a GenBank genome assembly.
AUGGCUAAACUUCUAAUGCUCCCCUGUAAACAUCUCAAGUCAAUCACCUGCUUAUUCUUUUUAGCCACCACCCGUUGGCGUGCUAGUUCAGCUAGAAUUCUCGACGAUGUCACCCCACAAUUUCCUUUCCCGAUCAAUGUCUCGAAUCAGACCGUGGCUCCUACCACUUUACCUAGUGGUAAAUUGUCGGCCACCACGACUGGCCAUAUUCCUCCUACAGAACUGGCUGCUCCAGUUGUUGGGCCUGCAGCUAGUACUUCUAACAUUGAGCCAGCACAAACCACCAUCUUGGUACAUGUAGCCACCACAACAUCGAGCGAAGCAGUUAGUAGUGCCACCUCAAUGAAGGGGAGCGUCGCACCAACAAAUGCGAGUCCAGAAUCACCACUCUUAGUUCCACUCAACACAAUCAAUGGCGUCAUCAACAAUAACAAUUUCCCCUCCCUCAUAAGUCUCAAUGGUUCACCAACCAACACCGUCUUACAAAACAGUGGAAACAACAACAUAGUAAAUAGUGGAAACAACUAUGCCUUUGUUACUGCAGGGCAGCUUCUAGGUGGCCUUACCCUUCAACAACUUAUGUUCGGUUCUGUUACUGUGGUCGACAAUAAGAUAACCGAAUGGCAUGAAUUGCGAUCAGCGGUACUUGGAAAGGCUCAAGGAUUCUACAUGGCGAGCUCUUCAGAUUGUAGCAACCAUAUGCUUGUCCUGACAGCAUUGUUUCAUGGUCAUCAUCACAAAAUUGACGACAGGUUAGUUUCUUUGGAGUUCACAGAAUAG